CCCACCAUCCGAUUGAAAACCACCGGCCCGAUGCGACUCUGCGACCUUUAUAUGCGCUUCUAGAGUCUACGCGACGCGAAGGAAGGAUCGACCGAAUCAGCCGUGCUCCAGUCCCGCUUCCCCUCCGGCCACGGCGGCGCUGCUCUCCGGCCGGAAGAUUGGAUCUUCCCCUACAAACCCAAGCAAAAGGAUAAAGAUUAGUUUUCUUUCCGUCAAAUUUCUUCUAUUCAUUAUAUUUGCCCCGGAAUUGAGUCCCUGCUAUUUUGAAGGUUUCUUCUCCGGGUGAAAUUCGAAUCCCAAAUCGGCUGGAAUUACUGUAGCGGCUGAUGCUAUUAAAUCUCUAGGCGACGAAUCGAAUCGAGCGAGUCGAGGAAUUAAGAGGUCAUGGCUGAGCACCUGGCGUCCAUCUUUGGCACGGAGAAAGACCGCGUGAACUGCCCCUUCUACUUCAAGAUCGGCGCGUGCCGCCACGGCGACCGGUGCUCCCGCCUGCACAACAAGCCGUCCAUCUCGCCGACGCUGCUGCUGUGCAACAUGUAUCAGCGACCGGACAUUAUCACCCCGGGCGUGGACGCGCAGGGCAACCCCAUCGACCCGGCCCGGAUCCAGGAGGACUUCGAGGACUUCUAUGAGGACAUCUUCGAGGAGCUCAGCAAGCACGGCGAGAUCGAGAGCCUCCACGUCUGCGACAACCUCGCCGACCACAUGAUCGGGAACGUGUACGUGCAGUUCCGUGAGGAGGAGCAGGCGGCCCGCGCGCUGCAGGCGCUGCAGGGCCGCUACUACUCUGGCCGCCCCAUCAUCGCCGAGUUCUCCCCGGUCACCGACUUCCGCGAGGCCACCUGCCGCCAGUUCGAGGAGAACAGCUGCAACCGCGGCGGCUACUGCAACUUCAUGCACGUCAAGGAGGUCGGCAGGGACCUGAGGCGGAAGCUCUUCGGUCACCUGCACAGGUCUCGCCGGAGCCACAGCCGCAGCAGCCGGAGCCCGAGCCCGUACCGUUACCGCAGGAGCUCAUCGCGGUCUAGGGACCGCAACGACGACUGCCACUACUAUUACCACUACCCUAGUGGCAGUAGUGGCCGGAGGAGCAGCGAGAGGCACCGCAGCUACGACAGCGACGGCAGCCGAAGGCGGCGCGGGCGGUCGAGGAGCAGGAGCCCGGUGAGGGAGGGCAGCGAGGAGAGGAGGGCGCGGAUCGAGCAGUGGAACCGCGAGAGGGAGGCGGCGCAGGUGUGAGCAGCGCGGCUGCAGGUUGCUGCAGUAUUGGUGUUGGCUUGGCUUGUUUACCAGGUUGCUGAAACUGUCAUCUUGCUGCAGUUAGGAUCAGGGUCAGGUCUUGAAUCGAACAUCAAAAUUGGAUGUCUAAUUGUGAUCUCGUUGUUAUUCAACUUAACUUUGGGAUUGAGUUGAUGGAACCUAAUUGCCUGUUUGAGUAUGACUUUGCGGAUGGUUAAGCGGU
Messenger RNA from Phragmites australis (common reed), 1462 nucleotides. RefSeq names its product splicing factor U2af small subunit A-like. The record is from RefSeq and is a predicted model, not a curated record. Gene Ontology annotation, biological process: mRNA splicing, via spliceosome. Bases 385 to 1239 code for a protein of 284 amino acids. Lineage: Eukaryota; Viridiplantae; Streptophyta; Magnoliopsida; Poales; Poaceae. Gene Ontology annotation, molecular function: metal ion binding; pre-mRNA 3'-splice site binding. Gene Ontology annotation, cellular component: U2AF complex; spliceosomal complex. The transcript is spliced from 3 exons.